AUGGUUUCUGCUUAUUCCAUUGGAACUGCAAAGAGAGACAGUCCUAUCAAAAAUUUGGUUCCUGCUCCAAAUGCUUACUCCUUAAAUAAUCAACCGACCUCUCCUCAGUGGACAAUCGGAGGAAAAGUAAAGAGAGAAGUAAGAAUAAAAUCAUACACUCCUGGACCAGGUUAAUAUCCAUAGAAAUCUUUGAUCAAUGGUGCACCAUGUUGUACCAUUAAGGGUAGACUUAAAGAGAAAGUUAUUUCGUAAUCUCCUGGACCAGGUAAUUACAAAGAAGAACAGUUCUUGACGGUGCAUAAAAAAAUCCCAUCGUAUAGUAUGGGUGUAAAGAUUGAUAAAAUCAUCAAAAAUUUUGUUCCCGGUCCUGGAACUUAUGAUUUAAAUUAGACUCAUUAGACAACGAUUUCGAGUAAAUUCCCUAUUGAAAAAAGAAUAAGGACUAUGGAAGAUGGUUCAAGUUCACCUGGACCAGGAUAAUACGAUUUAACAAAUCAUAAUAAAUUUUCACCGCAUAAAUCAUAACCUUCAUGGGGUUUCGGAUCCAAGAACAAUUUUAAAAUGCAUUAAUCAUUGGAUAUGGGUUCCCCUGGCCCAGGAAUGUAUGAACUAAAGAGUACAUUGACACAAUAGAGUUUCACACUUAAACCUAAAUUAAAAACUUAAGAAUGCGAUAAGUCAAUACCAGGGCCAGGUAAAUAUUCUCCAGAUGUAUCUUUCGUUAAAUCUUCACAACCUGUAUUCAAAAUCGGGAAGGAGUCUAGACUCCCAUCAUAAAAAAUUACACAAGACCCUGGACCUGGAAGGUAUUACUCUGAGAAAUAUGACGUAAGGAGCAAGAAAACAUAGCCUUGUUACAGUUUAAGUAAAGCAAACAGAAUAUCUGUGGCUGAGAAUGAAUCGCAGUUUGUGCCUGGACCAGGAGCUUACAAUGUUCCACCUUAAAAAUUAGGCAACAUCACACUCAAAGGGGCUAAGGCUUAAAUGCGACCACAAACCAUACCGGGACCAGGAACCUAUAACCCUUAAGAUAAAUUGUGUUAUUCUUAUGAUGGAUCAGUCAAGAUUGCUUAGGAGAUUAAAUAGAACAAGGCUUAGUCUUCUGAAAAAAUGCCAGGACCUGGGGCUUACGAUUAUAAGUCUAUUUUAAUGGGACCAAGUUGGGGAUUUGGUAAGUCGAGAAAACGAAAACCCAUCUAUAAUAUCAAUAACAGUCCAGGGCCUGGUGCUUAUGAUGUACCAUCUAAAUUUGCUGAUGUUCCAAAAUACUUGAAUUGUAAACCUAAGUUUUAAGUUUGA
Molecule: messenger RNA, 1299 nt
Organism: Paramecium tetraurelia
Lineage: Eukaryota; Ciliophora; Oligohymenophorea; Peniculida; Parameciidae
Exons: 5
Source: RefSeq, a predicted model, not a curated record